ACGACUGCGCAAUUUUCGCUCACUAGAGGACAAUGCGAAGCUGGUUGAAAUUGACGAGUUAUUGAAAAUAUUAGUCAUUUCAAAAGUUCAAGCUUCAAUUGUUAUCAUGAACAUGACUGUACACUCAGUUGUAGAUUUUUUCAGCACUUCUUUACCGAUUCCUUUUCUCCUAAUAUUAGCACUUCUUCUUAUAAGUACAAUGUACAUUGUGAAAGACAGUGAUUUGCCUCCAGGUCCUAUAGGCCUUCCGUAUUUUGGGUACUGGCCCUUCAUGAAAAAUUCCAAUGCUCAUUUCAAAUUGGACAAACUGAAAAGGAAAUAUGGGGACAUUUUCUGCUUCACGUGUACUGGUCGACUGUACAUUAACUUAGGAAGCUACAAAGCUAUUCGCGAAGCACUUGUCACUAAAUCAGAAUGCUUCGGUGAUAGAAUGUCAGGUUACCAUCUCUUGGGGCACGUAUUCAAAGGCGGUGUCCUUUACAUCAAUGGAGAAGCUUGGAGAGUAGCUCGGAAAUUCUUUUUGGUAAUCAUAAAGGAAAGAGGAGCCAAUUCUUUUAAAACUAGUAUCGCCGGUCCUUUGUACGAUUCAAUCCAAUCUAGCGUCAACGAACUGAAAGCCAGAAACGGCGAACCAUUGAAUUUGAUAGAAUUUUGUACUUACAGAUGCAAUACCUUUUUAAGGUUCACGAUGUUUGGCGAAGUGGGAGCUACAGCAGAACAAAUAAAUAAAUUCAAUGAAUUGUAUUCUGUAGCAGUACAGUGUAUCACGCCGAUGAAUAUGCUUUUGUGUGGUACGUUUGCGAAAUAUUUUAUAUUUCCUUUCACGCCUUAUUACAAUGAAACGGUAAAGUGUAACGAUCAGAUGGAAAAAUUGGCUUACGACAUUAUCAAUAAACACAAAGAAACAUAUGAUCCUGAAAAUCCUAGAAAUAUCAUAGACGAAUAUUUCAAGGAGAGAGACAAAAGACGAAACAAAGGCGAUCCUACAGCUGAGUAUUUUACAGAUGAGAUAUUAAUGGGUACCCUAGCUCAAUUUAUGGGUGAUGGUGUGCUUAUCGUAUCUUCAUUCACCUGUAUGUUGAUGAAAAAUUUUUUACUUCAUACUGAAGAACAAGAUAAAUUGUAUAAAGAAAUUGUGGAAGUAGUAGGUUUGCAGAGACUACCAACCAUCGAAGACAAAAGCAAGCUUACGUACUUCAACGCUUAUGUUUUGGAAUCUAUGAGAACAUCAGAUUUCUUCACCUUUUUUCCUAGUCAAGAAUGUAUAAAGGAAACCACUUUAAACGGAUAUAAAAUUCCUAAGGGAGCAGUAGUGAUCGAAAAUUUUUAUUCUUGCCAUCAUGAUCCCAAAGUGUACGAUGAACCUGAAAAAUUCAACCCUUAUCGAUACAUACAAAUGGACGGAAGGAAAAGAGCAGAACAACCAAUUUUGUUUGGAAUGGGUAAACGAUCCUGUUUGGGAGAAAGCUAUGUUAUGAUACAAUCCUUUCUUAUGUUGGCUACACUUAUACAGAAUUUCCAUCUCUCCUUGCCAGAAGGAGCAAAUAUUUCUGUUGAAUCAUUUUUGACCAGCAACCUUCAGAUUUGUGCCAAACCGAGAUUUUUUUUACGAAUCCUCGCUAUCAGGAUGGAAACAAAUUUGUUCUCCGAUGCUGUUAAAGAAAUAUCGCCUGUUUCUUUUGGAAUUGCUUUGGCAGCAUUUAUUAUAACAAUAUUGUACUUCGUCCUCAAAGAUAGAGAUCUGCCCCCAGGUCCCAUAGGAUUGCCAUAUUUUGGAUACUGGGCUUUCAUGAGCAAUACUAACGCUCAUCUGAAGCUGGAUUUGCAGAAGAAAAUAUAUGGUGACGUCACAAGCUUUACAAGCACUGGGCGAUUGUACAUAAACUUGGGAAGCAUCAAAGCUGUUCGUGAAGCAGUAAUAACCAAAGGCGAUUGUUUUGGCGAUAGAAUGUCCAGUUUUAGUUUUUUUACUCUACUUUUUAAAGACGGCGUAGCUUUCAUGAAUGGAGAAGCAUGGAGGGUGGCACGGAAAUUCUUUUUGGUAUUAUUGAAAGAACGUGGUGCAAAUUCUAUUAAAACUCAUAUCGCAGGGCAAUUAUAUGAUUCUAUCAAAUCUACUGUCAACGAUCUAAAAGCCAAGAAUGGAGAGCCUGUCAACUUGAUUGAACUUUUGACACACAAAUGCAAUACUAUCCUACGACUUACAUUGUUUGGUGAGGUAGGAGUUUCUGAAGAACAAAUCAGAAAAUUCAAUGAAAUGUAUGUUGUCCAAAUAGAAAGUAUGACUCCAAUGGCCAUGCUUCUGAGUGGAACUUUUGCAAGGUAUUUUAUUUUCCCUUUCAUGCCAAAUUAUUUCGCUACUCUGAAAUGUAAAACGAAGAUGGAAAAAAUGCUUUAUGAAAUUAUCGAUGAGCAUAAGAAGACAUAUGAUCCUGAAAAUCUUCGAGACAUAAUAGAUGAAUAUUUUGCGGAAAGAGAUAAAAGACAAAGUAAAGGAGAUCCUACAGCUCAAUACUUUACUGAUAAGGUCUUGAUGGGUUCCCUCAUGCAGUUUAUGGGAGAUGGAGUUCUGGCUGUUGCAUCAUUCACCAGUUUGCUAAUGAAGCAAUUACUAGAAAAACCGGAGGAACAGGAAAAAGUGUAUAAGGAAAUAGUAGAAGUGAUAGGUUUAGAUAGACAACCAACUGUUGAGGACAAAAGCAAACUCACGUACUUCAAUGCUUACAUUCAGGAAGCUUUAAGAACGUCUGAUUUCUUCAAUUUUUUUCCAAGUCAAGAGUGCACAAAAGAAACAACUUUGGGGGGAUACAGAAUCCCGAAAGGAGCGAUUCUGUUAAUGAAUUUUUAUUCCUGCCAUCAUGAUCCUGCAGUGUAUGAAGAGCCAGAGAAGUUCAAUCCAUCCAGAUUCAUACAAAAGGAAGGGAAGAAAAGACCAGAACUGCCCAUUUUAUUUGGAAUAGGCAAGCGAUCCUGUUUAGGAGAAGGUUUCGUUUUGAUGCAAGUUUUCUUACUUUUGACUACCUUGAUACAGAACUUUCAUCUCACGAUUCCGGAAGGCAAGCAAAGACUUUCUUAUGAAGAAUUUAUGAGCAGUAAUCUAUCCAUAUGUGCUAAACCAAGGCAUAACAAUCAAUAGACAUAGACACAAUUUUAUUCCAACAACAGAUAAUUUCAAUAUAUAUUGAGAAAUACCACAUAUCAUUAUAAUAAAAGAAAAUAAAGAUAUUAUCUUAUUAGAAAAUAAUUCGUACUUUUUCUGAAGAAUUCGUAUUCAAUUUGGAGCUCAAUACAGUUUUCAUCUAGCAUUAAAAAAAUCACGGAACUUCAAA
Argiope bruennichi is the source of this 3329-nucleotide messenger RNA. RefSeq lists its product as uncharacterized. Gene Ontology annotation, molecular function: oxidoreductase activity, acting on paired donors, with incorporation or reduction of molecular oxygen; monooxygenase activity; iron ion binding. Bases 107 to 3136 code for a protein of 1009 amino acids. The record is from RefSeq and is a predicted model, not a curated record. Lineage: Eukaryota; Metazoa; Arthropoda; Arachnida; Araneae; Araneidae. The transcript has 13 exons.